GGUCAUUGACUUGAUGAAAUGACAGAUUGUUGUAUGUAUAGCCCACUGCCUGUUCUAUUCCAUUGUUUACACGCGACAACGAAAUCGACAGCUGCAGUGUUGGGAGAAGAAAACCGGAAAAAAUUAAAACAGGCAGCUUGUAAGGCGCGAUUUCAUGUCUUCAGAAACAAUUAAUUUCCUUAGGUGAUUGAAGAUUUGACUGUGGGUAGCGCGACUCACUGAGUUGGGAAACAAUGGGGAUUUCAACCUGUUUCGUUGGCAACUGUUUCAUCCGAGCAAUUUUUACCCUCCAUUUCCUCGCGUUUACUCAUCAGCAAUUCCAUAGCAAUGAGCACAAGUGGAUUUGGAAAGAUGGCGAUGUAAUGCUAAAGGGAUUGUUCCCGAUAACGUCACAGAAAGGUGGAAAGUGUGAACAUUUAAAACCUGACGGAAUCACUUGGAUGAUGGCAAUGAUAUACGCGGUCGACAUGAUCAACAAUUCGACUUCGCUUUUGCCAAACAAAACUAUUGGGUACCAAAUUGAGGACACAUGCGAAAGUAUCCCUAGAUCGAUGAGUUAUGCCAUACAAAUCGUUUCGAAAUAUCGACCGAAUUCGAUUUGCAUAUCGCGCGACGAUUGUUGUCAAAACAGCAGCGUUUCCCACGCAGGAGAUCGACGAAUUUCUGCGGUUAUCGGUCCUGCAGUUUCGUGGAUUUCGAUCCCAGUGGCAAGGUUACUGGGUUUGUACGGCAUUCCGCAAAUAAGCUACGCUUCGACGAGCCGUAUUCUCGGUGAUAAGACUCGUUACAACUCGUUUCUCCGAACUGUGCCUUCGGACGAAUUUCAAGCGCAAGCAAUCGCGAAAUUCGUCCAUUAUUUUAAGUGGAACUACGUGUUUUUAAUCGCGAGUGAUGACGACUACGGGAAGUUGGGGGCCGCCGCGUUUAAAACCGCAGCUAAAAAAUUGAAUGUUUGUAUUGCCAACGAUGAAUACAUCGCAUUUGGUUCACCUAAUUCCGACAGGCAAAUUGCGGAUACAAUGAACAAGUUAAAAACUGCGGAGCGAGCGAAAGUUGUUAUUGUCUUUAGUUACUUCGAACAAGGAGAAAGACUGUUAAAACAGGCCGAAAAUAUGGAGGUUUCAGAUCGCACUUGGGUAGCGAGUGAUGGAUGGAGCUCCCUCAGUUCUGAGAUGGCCAAUUUGAACGUGAGCCAGUCUAUGCUACUGGGACUGUUUAGCUUCUCAAUUCGCUCAAAACAGGUGGAAGGAUUCGAAAGGUUUGUACGGGAAUAUUCAGUUCGAGAGGCUGUGAAUAAUUCGUGGUUUACCGAGUACUUGGAGGAAAGUUUGCAUUGCCAUACGACCCUCAGAUCAUACUCUGAUCCGUUGCAACCCACGACACCUAAAUGCAGUCUUAAUGCAGUGCUUCCCUCAGGCCACGAAAUCGGCAAAGAUUUCGUAGCUAAUGUUAUAGAUGCUGUUUUUGUUGUAGGUCAUGCAUUGCAUGAUAUUUUUACUUGCAACGAGUCGCAUUCGCCAGAACAGUGUUCAAACGCUAGCUCACAGAUUAUUACCCCGGAGAAAUUGUUCAAGUCCGCGUCAAGGGUUCAUUUCCAAGGAUUUGAUUUCAACAGAGUCAAAUUUAACCGAAAUGGCGAACGCACUGCCAGUGAGUACGUCAUAAGAAAUCUUCAACUAAACAAAGACAAACGCCUGGAAUACGCUGAAGUUGGGUACUGGAGUAAAGAGAAUCAUGUUGUGAGUUUUAUGGUCAACGAAAGCUUGAUCAACUGGAAUUCAAAUAAGAAGCCGCUGUCCACCUGCUUCCGUGUGUGCCGACCAGGUGAACGAGUGGUUGGCCAAUCAGAAUGCUGCUGGAACUGUCAAAAAUGUCUCAAAGGCACUGUGAGCUCAAAGUCGGGUUCCAUUAAUUGCUCGCCGUGUAAAGAAACCCAUUUCGCAAAUGAGGAAAGAACUGAAUGUGUUUUACGCCCGGUAGUCUACCUUAAAUCGUCCGACCCCGCCGGUAUUGCUUCAAUAACGCUUGGGGUCGUUGGCAUCGUUAUCUUGACCACUGUGACAGUUAUUUUGUACCAAAAACGUAAAACACCAGUUGUUAUGGACUCCGGUCUGUAUCUCCUGACUCUGUUCUUCGUUACUUUGUACCUGUCUUUUAUCUUGGCCAUUGUUCAAGUAACAAGUAAACCAACUAAUAGUUCUUGCACAGCUGUCAGUGUGUUACUGCUGUUAAUUUGUGUGUUCUACUCGGCUUUUUUCUUAGCCAAGUCGAACACUUCGACGAAAUUACUUCAGUCAGCGGUCUCACGUGUUACUAGCAUGAGUACGAAUUAUCUACAGCUUCUUGAAGUGGGCGCAGUAGUUGGGAUUCAAGGAAUUUUGAUAAUCGCAUGGCAAGCAACAGCCUCAACAGUGGCUCGUUUUCGGAACCAAGAAGAUAACACGCGAUUACUUGAGUGUUACGAAAGUUUUCCAGCUUCUCAUAUUAUUGCUUUCUGUUAUCCUGUAACUGUACUUGUGUUAGCAACUCUUUUAGCAUUCCGCGAGAGACGAUUAACCGAGAAUUUCAACGAGGCAAAAUCCCUGAGUUUCUCCACCAUAGCUCUUUGCAUCCUUCUCGUGGCGUUUAUUCUAACGUAUCGCUUUGUUGUGGGAAACAACCGCACCCUUGUGGUCGCUUUUACCUUGUUCGUGGCAGCGUUUGCCUGCAUGGGAUGUAUCUUUAUCCCAAAACUUUACAUUAUAUUUUUUAGACCAGAAAGAAACACUCAAACAGCCAAUCACAAAAUGGGCGAGCGGUACGUUUGUAAUGCGGGAACAUCUUCGAGCCAGACCACCUCGGACACUCGGUUGAGCCAGGACCUGGGUCAGGUUAAUCAUGGUGCCAGUGUAACUUUAACCAAUGGGAGAAAGACAUCCCAUUUGUCACAUGAUAACUUGGCGCCAGUCCACGAAAAGACAGAGGAACAGGAUACUGAUGUUUCUGCCCCUGAUGAGGAAAAAGAAAAAGAGAAGGCAAAAAAUGAAGAAGACGUGAUAAAUAGCAUAAGUGAGGUGCUGACUUAUACAGUUGUUUGAUGGGAUUUCGCUCGCAAAAUACGACACAGGUUGAAACGUUGAACUUGAAGAUUACGGUAUGAGAGCCUAGACAUCAGUGGUAAUGAAAAUUAGAAAACGCGCGAUUGACCUUUUAACCCCUAAGAGUGAUUAGCAUCUUAUUUCUCCUGACUGUAUCAACCUUCGAUUACACAUUGAGGUCAUAGGAAUAACUUGAUUGUUGAACAAAUUCUCCUUGUCAGCGCCUUAGGAAAUGUAUAGAGAACAGUAUGGAGAAUAUGCAUACUGAUGUUAGGGUGUAAAGGGCUAAACCGAUAAGUUUAUCGUGAGGAAAACUACAGUAUUGUUUGAAGCUUAACCUUUGUUAAACUUUCAACACGAUGAAUAAUCACAAUUUUGUAAAGACAUCUACGUAUUCAUUAACAUAUAAACGUUUAUAAUGCAAGCUUUCAAUAAUUGUGAAUAUUGAUAUUAUGAUUCAUUUAUGUAGAGCGCCUUUCACGAUCGAAUAUCAUGAAACCAAAACCAGAGGAAUCAAAAUGACUAAUCGGAAGAUAAGAACAAAUCAAAAAGAUGCAACAAGAACUUAAAGUUAAAAAAAUUGAAAGAACCUGGAGCGCGGGAAACUCGGCGAAACGGCAAUUAAUUUUAGUUUUACUUCUGAUUUGCUGCAAAUGUGGUGCAAGUUACUGGUAUAGCGCGUUUCGAUCGAGUUUUUUUAUUUCAGCCAAUCAAAACAAAGGAUAAUACAUUUACUAGCCAAUGAGAACUCAAAGUAAGCAACCAUUCAGCCUAAAGCGCGGGAAAACGCGAGUGACCAGGUCGCGAUUGGUUAUAGUAUCGCAUCUGAUCGGGUUAAGAGAGUGGUGCGAGUUUUUUUUGGACCAAUCACAGAGCGAAGUAAGUGAAAUCCAGUGCAUUCUUGGAUUACUUUAGACAUUCAAUGGAUAAUUGCUCUAUCUUCAUUUUCCAUUUUUUCAUCUCUACUUCGCGUGAUUUCUUCCAAAAUUCAUGGUCUUUAUUAGAGCUUCUCUAGUUCGAAGAAUGUCUGAUUAUGGUAAAAAAAAAAACGACACACACAGUUGAAAGAAAUAUUAAUCACGGUCCUCGCAUGACAUGAUUUUAAAUUAAAGAUUUGAUUUUCACAUUUCAUUGGAUUUUUAAUUAUAUGUAUGAACAAUAUUGUA
Pocillopora damicornis (cauliflower coral) is the source of this 4243-nucleotide messenger RNA. Its product is annotated as extracellular calcium-sensing receptor. Lineage: Eukaryota; Metazoa; Cnidaria; Anthozoa; Scleractinia; Pocilloporidae. Gene Ontology annotation, cellular component: membrane. Gene Ontology annotation, biological process: G protein-coupled receptor signaling pathway. Gene Ontology annotation, molecular function: G protein-coupled receptor activity. The record is from RefSeq and is a predicted model, not a curated record.